Cydia fagiglandana is the source of this 6135-nucleotide messenger RNA. Its product is annotated as nephrin-like. The transcript is spliced from 17 exons. The record is from RefSeq and is a predicted model, not a curated record. The coding region runs from base 628 to 3036 and encodes 802 amino acids. NCBI's taxonomy places the organism in Eukaryota, Metazoa, Arthropoda, Insecta, Lepidoptera, Tortricidae.
UUUACUUAGUUGAAAAUACUGGCCAGUGAUAGUCGCAUGUGUCUUACCUUUACCUGGGGCUUAUAAAGGUUGGAUUCAUGUCCGUAUGCCUUUACUUUGUUGAAAAUAUUGGCCAGUUGUUGAAACUUUUGUGAAUUUGGAUUUCGAAUGUGACGGUUUGUGUUGUUUGUGUUUAUGGAUAUGCACUGGAUGUAUUUAAAUUCGUAUCCGGCUGUCCACAGAAAUGGACGAAAGAAAUCCUUGGAACAGUUCCAAAAACUACGAGCAACAGGACAAAAAUAAAUCCAUAUUUUUGGUGAUACGAAAAUAAACCAAAAUUUUUGCGGAAUUUUAGAAAGUUCCGCUUGAAAAUGGAACUUUUUCCGAAUCCGAGUGUUCUUAUUUUGAAAAUGGAUUCAAGUUUAUAUUGAAAAUGGAAUUGUCUCUUGUAAUACGAAAAACAUUAACGAUAAAGUAUGUCGAUUUAAAAAAAAAUUAAGUAAACAGUGAUGGGAAAAAAUUUAACAUUGAAGUGUGAUGAAAUUUCGUUUUUUUUAUUUGCUUUUUGACGGAAAUUAAGUUUUGAGAUUCGAUGUGUUCGGUGUCCAGUGUUUUGGAAAAUGGUACGGACUUGACUGUGCAGUGGAGAUGGCUAAGGAUCGGGAUCUGUGUGUUAUGGUGGUAGUGUUACUUGCCGUGGUCCAGAGAAGCUUGGAGAUCACGGAUGCUGGAAUCAUCCAGGUCUGGUCUGCGCCAGGCGGGGUGACCAGACUGCCCUGCAACCUGGCAGCGCCAUCCAGAGACGUGGCCAUGAUGCUGUGGUUCAAAGAUGGCGAUCGGAUGCCUAUAUACACAGUGGACUUCAGGAACGGCCCGCCGGUCCACUGGGCGGUCGCCGGCGAGUUUGGAGCACGGACCCACUUCGUGCUUAAUGAGUCUGACACGUCAUCAGCUCAUCUGGCCGUGGACAAAGUGGCUCACAGGGAUGAAGGCGUCUAUAGAUGUCGGAUAGACUAUGUGGACUCGCCGACUAGGAAUUAUAGGGUCAAUUUGACUGUUAUUGUUCCUCCUGAAUCUCCAAGAAUUUACGAUUCCGAGGGUCGUGAGAUUCUUGGCACAGUGGCAGGAACGUUCAGGGAAGGACAGGAUCUACUCCUCUCUUGCCAAGCUUCUGGUGGUAAACCGCCACCAGAUGUCUCUUGGUACCGAGGAGAAGAACGCCUGGCCUACACGAAGGAAGGUUCAGUCUGCCAGCUACUCCUACCAGAGCUGACGAGGGAGAUGGCCGGCACGAGGUUCCAGUGUCGGGUGGAGCCUCCGCUUCUAAAAGCGGUGUAUAGAGAUGUUACACUUAAGUUAUUUUUAAAGCCACAGUUCGUGAGGGUCACGGGCAAUGGCAUCAGCAGAGCUGGACAUGACCGAGCGUUCGUUUGUACCACGCGAGGGUCGAAGCCAGCUCCCAAUAUUGACUGGUUUAUCAACUCACAAAAGAUUGACUCCACGUUAACAGAGGUGGAUGUUGAUGGCGAGGUGACAAAGAGCAUCCUAACCUGGAGAAUAAGAAGGGAAGACAGCGGAAGACAGCUGGUCUGCCGAGUCUCCAACCCGUGGUUCCCGGCAUACACGCUGGAAGACUCGGUGGUGUUGGAUGUUAUGUAUCCACCCGUGGCUCAGAUAUCAUUGCUGGAGCCGAGAGAAGCUCGUCUGCUGCGGGAGGACGAGAAUGCAGAGUUGCUGUGUUCUGCUGAUGCUUCACCGGCACCAGAUAACUUCACCUUCUAUAAAGAGGACCACAUAAUCCGCGAUGAUCCCAUCGGUGGGAUAGCAGUGGAAGGCAACAAGCUGAUUCUCCGAGGUCUGAGGAGGCACCACUCUGCCCGCUAUCGGUGUAGGGCGCGAAACUCGGAGGGAAGCGCUUUGAGUGAGCCGCUGACACUAAAUAUUCUGUCCAGGCCAGAAUGCUCAGCCGGCAGCGUGGUGCAGCAGCUAGCUGGAGCCCCAGGAGGCGAAGUCAGGGCUCGGUGCUCGGUCACAGCGCCGUCCAUACACGACGCGGGGCCGCUGAGGUUCUACUGGACCUAUAACGGAACUAAGGAUGUUUUACCAAUACCACCAUCAAACGUGACAGUCAUGGGUGCCAGCAGCACAGUGGUCCACGGUCUACCGGCAGACACUGGCGAAGAUCUCGGCUGGUUGGCCUGCUGGGCCAGCAAUGACGUGGGGAAUCAGCGGGAGCCGUGUUUAUUCAGGAUAAUGCCUGCUGCACUCCCAGAACCCCCAGUGAACUGCGAACUGGACAACUCCCUCCUCCACUGCGAGCCGGGCCACGACGGCGGUCUACCCCAGCGGUUCCUACUCGAGGUCCUCGAGGUACGGCCCUCGGAGCCAAUCACCAAUGAGAUCGCUACGAUGAACGAUCAGGGCAUAUCCGCUCGAGGACUCACAGAAGCGGUCUACAGAGCCAGCAACGAUGCUCCUCAGUUCGUGCUUGACGCCUUGUCCCCUGGACGCUAUACAUUCCUAGUCUACUCGGAGACGCCCAGGGGACGGUCUCCCAGGCCGGCAGCGUUGCACAGCGUUGCAAUCAAUCCGUCGGAUGACUUGGAUAGGCCUGGUUCUCUUCAAACUAUGACACCAGCACCCCCACCAAUGACAGCUGGUGACAACAGCGUCGCGUUACUGGUCGGCGCAGCACUGAGUCUGAUCUUACUGACCAUUCUGACUACUUUGUGCGUCGCGCUGGUCGUCAUGUGCAAGAAAAAGACGAGGCCUUCGAGGGACCCUGAACAGAGUACAAUCCUUCGACGAAGCGUCGGAGUGUCAAUGUACGGAGGAUCCUCAAUAUCUCCCAGCGUCGUGCCAACCGUCGUUGUGAGAGGACAUCGGGGGUCACGAGUGCUUGCUGCGAGAUGGUCAGGCGUUUUAGAUGACGCACCUUUAGCUGUCCUGGCUUUGGAUACCAGAGCUCAUGAUGAUACAGAUAGUCAAGGUGACGAACAUCAGGAGACUGAAUUCACGAAGAGUAUGGACGAUAUGGAAACUCAAACAGAUUCGUAAUCUGAACAAAAAAAAAGUUAGCUUGAAAUAAGUACUUUAAAUUUGUCAUUUAAAGGCUAGUACAUUUGAAAGAAAAACAAUAUACAAGAUAAUGAUGGUGAUCUAAUAAGAUAAAGCCCCAUCCAGACGGAUCAAGAACUUGUAAGCGAUUUUCGUUAUAAUGCGGUAUUUGCUUGAUCGACUGAAUUGAUUGUACUCUGCAGCUAGCAAUGUAUCGAAUAUUGCACGCAAUUCUCGCGUCAUGUGGGUUUAAAUCUAUAUUCAUCAGCUAGCAAGAACGACAAUGUUUGAAAAAAUUUAAAUCGUCACUGAUUUAAAAUUUUAAUUUGAAUGAAAACUUGAGGGUAGUGUGAAAUAUGAUAAAUUGCAUGGUUCAGUAUUAUUUUAUUAGUGAUAAAUAUUGAAAAAAAUAAUAGAUUGUUUUAAAAACAAGAGGUAAUUGAGUGAAUAGUUAGUGUUCUGUUAUUCUGUAUGUGCACGUAGAUUAGAGUUAGCAAGUUUUGUCAGACUAUGUAUUUUAGUAAUAAUGUGUAAAUUAGCAGAGGCAGAAACGAUCUUAUUAUAUUUAUGUAUUUAUUUUGGAUUUCAAAUUAAUAUUUGGUGCCUUAUAUAAAUGAAAAUAAAACAUUUUGUUUUCUAUUUAAAGAAAAGUGAACAAAAAUUUGAACAGAGCUGCCGAUUGAAAUAAGGUUUAUGUUUUCCAAUGUUACUAUAACUACCUACUGUGUGUUUGUAAAUAGAACAAUACGGGUAAUAUAUAUAUAAACUUAAGUAUACAUAUUAUACUUACUAUAUUAUAUUUCCCAUAGAUUAGCUAAGUACCUACAUAUUUAUUAAGAUGCGAUAUGCCUAGGCCGAUUUCUUGUAUUUUUGGUUCGUUUUUUGGGUAAUGAAUUAUGAAUUAUAAUUUAAAACGAUGUAGAUUUGGUAAUUCUGCCCUUAGCCAAUUUAUUUUAUUGUUUAUAAAUUUUUCAUAUUUAAUAAUUUUAAACAACCAUCUCACCGAUUACAAAACGUUUGUAAUUGUCCAAAUCAAAUUUAAUUACAUUUUAGGGCCACUAGCGCCGUCCCACUAACCCGGUUAAAUCUGGAGUGACCAUGGUAACCAGUACAAUUUGACACUGGGUUAACGGUUUAACCGCUUAAACCCGGGUUAGUGGGAUGGUAGAAGUGGCGCUAAGACAGUUGAUUUCUUAAAUAAAUAAAUAAAUAUUAUGAAACACUCUUACAAAUUUGACGUUGCCCCACAGGUAAGCUCAAUGACGCUUGUAUUGUGGAUACUCGACGACUAUAUAAAUAAUACUUAAACACAGAUAACAUCCAAAACUCAGGAACUAAUAUUUGUGAUGGACACAGAAAUUAUAAUAAUAAUUUGAACCCGGGACCUCCUACUUCGUAGCCAGGGCACAGAAUAAAUAGGUAAUAGUACUAGGUACAGAAGACUCGCUCUCUAACAAAACGCGUCUGUUACGAUCAGCACAGGUAUGGCCGCUAGGUGGCGACAGCGCCACGCGCGGCUUAUGGCUUUCUCUAAAAUUGGGGUGGAACGGUUGUACUUUUAGCAAAGCGACGAAAUCGCGGAGUGAGCCACGCCUGGCCAGGGUCACUACCGGCUGCGCUAGGAGGCUGUUAAUGUUUAAAAUAGGUUACACAUUUGACUUUUAAAUUCCUGUAUACCUUCUCUCUUAAAAUGGAAAUAGUACAUUUAUAAUGUUAUCAUAAAAUGCAAAACUAGGAACUUCAGUUCUGAGCUCAUAAUAUAUUGAAGUCAUUUUACCUCCAUAUGAAAUGGAAUGGCUACAUUUUCCUCAGGAAAUUGUGUUAAAGCAAAUGUUUAUUUACGUUACUAUUGUAUUUCUAAAGUUAAUAUAUUUCAGCUUGAAAUUAAGGAAAACAUGUUUUGUAAGAGUAACGCUAAAAAACUGUAACCCAACAAGGGAUUAAAAUUAUAUAAAGAUCGUCAAAAUGUAACGUUUGGUAAACAAUGAUAUUAUCCAGAAGUAUCCAAAAAAAAGCGGCCAAGUGCGUGUGCAAGUGGGUUGGAUGAAAAACAUUUUUUGAGUUUCAGUUCUAAGUAUGGGGAACCCCCAAAAUUUAUUGUUUUUUUUUAUAUUUUUGUGUGAAAAUCUUAAUGCGGUUCACAGAAUACAUCUACUUACCAAGUUUCAACAGUAUAGUUUUUAUAGUUUCGGAAAAAAGUGGCUGUGACAUACACGGACAGACGGACAGACAAUGACAUGACGAAUCUAUAAGGGUUCCGUUUUUUGCCAUUUGGCUACGGAACCCUAAAAAUGAAUGAUACACAUGUAUUACCUUCGUGGAAUUAAAUUCCAGUACCCCUAGUGUAAAUUUCAUUCGAUAGCGUGACGUUACGUACCUACGCGUUUACAUUAAGUGACAUUUUUAUUGGAUUUUGAGUUUCCAAAACGUGCCGCUUGGCGCGCUGUUCAAAAUACCAAACAAAAAUAGACAUAAACGCGAACGGAGUUAAGAGUGUUAAGUAAUUAGAUGCGGAUUUUAAGUUGUUUCCUCGUGAUGGCUGGUAGUUUACUUACAUAUUAAGUGAUGAUUUUGAAUAAUAAAAUUUACUUGCCUUGAUUUCAAUUUGUCUGUAAUGUAGUUAGUAUUUUCCUCGCGUUGGUGCAAAAUGUUGUGUUUCACUCGGUAGCAAAUUUUGUUUAACCCUCGUGCCUUGAAACCCUCACAAGGCUCUAGGUUCAACUUUUCAAACCACUCGUUACGCUUGGAUUCAAUCUUAGAAUUCGCUUGCUUAAGUAUAAUUUUAAUACUAGCGAGGGGUUAAACAACAACAUUGCCUUGUGAAACAAAUGUAUUGUGUGUUUUAUAGUAAAAUAAUAAUAACAAUUACAGUUUUACUUUGAUUUGGACAUAUGCAUUCGUGAUUGAUAGUUGAUGUAAUAGUUAAUUUUAAGAAUUGAUGUUAUAUCUUAAGACAUAUCCCUACGUAGAAAUAUUACUACACCAAAGAAUAGAACAAUGAAAAAAUCGACAAAAUAUUUCUGAUGUAUACGUUUUAGUAUCACAUUGAUUAGACGAACGUUUGUAUUGGAAAUAAACUUUAUAUUUUAUGAAAUAUAA